CGCGAGAUCUGUGGUGUGCUUGCCACCCCGACUGCGAUGAGAUGAGAUGUCGCAAUCGCAUCCUCUACCGGCAGCUCGGCAUGCACACUUUCCACCGGAACGCAUCACCCCUCGACACCGACCCAACCCCACAAAUGCAGGGUCUUGGUAUGUAUGCCGCAAAGCCGGGACCACUUGGAAAGACACCGACGCCGGCCAGCGACAGCCUGUGUUGCUGAACUCACGACAGCAGAGUCGAUUCCGUCCGAAACGUGGAUCAGACGCACAAAUACCUGAGCUACUUUGGCACGCGGCCACAAACUUCAAGCCUACCGUUGACAAGCUCCGUCACGUAUGAGCUGCGCGAGCUCUGAAUGGCCAC
Messenger RNA from Baudoinia panamericana UAMH 10762, 361 nucleotides. RefSeq lists its product as uncharacterized. The coding region runs from base 47 to 337 and encodes 96 amino acids. The transcript has a single exon. The record is from RefSeq and is a predicted model, not a curated record. NCBI's taxonomy places the organism in Eukaryota, Fungi, Ascomycota, Dothideomycetes, Mycosphaerellales, Teratosphaeriaceae.